AGCUCCUCGUUUGCACUACACAGGAUUGGGGGAGGUUUGGUUGUUGCUCCGCACAGUCAGAACCUUCAUUUUGAACUUUGUGUUACAGGCUCCUGUUGCUGCGCAUUAUGUUGGGUUUAGAAAACAGUGGCGCGUUUCAACGGCAUCAGCGUGGGUGCGAUUACAGAUCUGCGUUCUCCUCUCUCUCGUCGCGUCUCAGAUCUGUGAAACCCUUUUCCGGCCCUAACCCUAACCCUCUCUUUCCUGCCGUAUGAGUGACAGCUCUUAACGGUUGUGAGGUUUUUCUGCGUUACCGCCAGGACUUCUCCGUGAGCUGGUGCGCGGCGGUUCCCACGGCAGCAGCGGUGUUUAUUUUUGCGCGUGGCGGUGCUCAAACGAGGGGGGGCUGUGUGACCCUGCCGUUAAAACAGACGGGGACUCAUGCCCCUCUCAGGAAGACACUGUACCGCCUGCACCAAGGAGGCUGAGGCUUCCUCCUCACUAUCUACACUGAUUGGGCCAAUCACUAUCUGGCCAAGUCCGGGUGCCCGCGCCUCAUUAAAGACCUGACCCAGGACAUCGCAGAUGGAGUUCUGCUGGCAGAAAUCAUCCAGAUCAUAGCUAAUGAGAAGGUGGAGGACAUCAACGGCUGCCCCAGGAGUCACACUCAGAUGAUCGAGAACGUGGACGCCUGCCUCAGUUUCCUGGAAGCCAGAGGACUGAACGUACAGGGUCUCUCCGCCGAAGAAAUCCGGAAUGGGAAUCUGAAGACCAUCCUGGGGCUGUUCUUCAUCCUGUCCCGGUACAAGCAGCAGCAGCAGCAGCAGCAGCAGUACUACCAGUCCCUCGUGGAGCUGCAGCAGCGGGUCACGCACCAGUCCCCCGGGACGGCGCCAGCCCCCCACCAAAAAACACAAGACAUGCAGUCCAGCCUCACUGCGCGGUAUGCGUCUCCGUCGCCUCACGGCGGUGUAGCGGCUGGCCAGAAGAAAAACACGAGGCUUCCGGGUCCCUCCAGGCUUCCUGCUGCAGGCAGUGGGGGCAGUAAGGUCCCGGCCGCCUCCAACCUGAACCGACGGAGCCAGAGUUUCAACAGCAUGGACAAGAGCAAGCCGCUGCAGUACUGCAGCGGCAACGAGCGCGAAGCGGCGAAAGGCAUCCCGUUGCCGGGCAGCAUUAACGGGAGCGCCGCGCCCUCCCCGAGCCCCGCCCCCCCCUCCACGCAGCAGCCGGUCUCUGCCAUCCCCUCCCCCAGCGCCGGCAAGUCCUGGCGCAGCAAGUCCAUGAGCGUCAAGCACAGCGCCACGUCCUCCCUGCUGUCCGUCAAAGCGCCCAGCCCGGCCACCUCCCCGACCCCGACGCCCGGCUCCGCCCCCUCCCCUGCCCCUGGCUCCGCCCCCAAGAGCGCGGGCGGGGGCCAGAGGUCCAUGCUGGAGAAGUUUCGGCUCAUAAACACGCGUGGGAACUGCAGGCCGGGUCCCGACCUGGGGCUGCGGGAGGAGGAGGAGGAGGCGCUGUCCGAGUGCGGAGAGGAGGUGGCGCCACCGGCGCCCCCCUGUGGCGGCUCCAAGCAGCCCAGCCCCGCCCACGGCCCCGCCAAGGGCUCCGGCAAGGCCCCGGGGGGCAAGUCCCUGCCCCAGGGCAAAGAGGACAAGGCCAAGGGCAAGAGCAAGGCCUCUGCUGCCUCCGCUGGCCGAGAGGAGAGAGAGACGCCCGCUGAACCCGCCAAGAAGACCUCCAAGAUCGCCAGCCUGAUCCCCAAGGGCGGGAAGGCCGCGGCGGUGCGCAAGGAGGGGGCCCCGGCUUCCAGCGGCAUCCCCAAGCCCGGCCUGAAGGGGGCGUCGUCCGGCUCCGGGGCGGGGGGAAAGCCGGGAGGCCCCGGCGCCGGCCCAGCGGGGGAGAAGGCGCGGCCCAAGGGCGGCCAGGCCCAGGCCUGCUACUCGCCCCGCGCGCUGGGCCGUGCCACCAUGGUGUCCUCCACCAGCACCUCCGCGCUGUCGGGCGCCGCCGCCGCCGCCAACGCCACGGCAACCGCCACGGCAACCGCGACCACGCCCGGGAACGGCGCCGUGCAGCUGCCCCACCAGCAGCUCAGCCACCCCAACACCGCCACCGUCGCCCCCUUCAUGUACCGGACCUGCUCGGAGAAUGACUGCACCACCGUGGCCCCCCCGGACCCAGGCCUCAGUGGCCCCCCCAAGAGUGAGCAGCCCUAUGGCAAGACGACCGAACUGCCCUACGGCAAGACGGCCAAGCAGUGCCUGGAGGAGAUUUCGGGGGAGGACCCGGAGACGAGGCGGAUGCGGACGGUGAGGAACAUCGCAGACCUGCGGCAGAACCUGGAGGAGACCAUGUCCAGCCUGCGGGGGACCCAGAUCACCCACAGCACCCUGGAGACCACCUUCGACAGCACGGUGACCACGGAGGUGAACGGGCGGGGCAUCCCGGCGCUGGCCGCCCGCUCCUCGCCCAUGGCCUGGCGCCUCAACCAAUCGGCCAGCCCCCGCCUGCAGGCGGGCGACGCCCCCUCGCUGCCGGGCCGCUUCGUCUACACCGCGCCCCUGCGGCGGGGCGCCGGCGGGGCGGGGCAGCGGGGGGCGGAGCUCGGGGAGAGGGGCGGGGCCGAGGGCGGGGCCGAGGCGGACGUGGCGGGGUACAUGAGCGACGGGGACCUCCUGGGAAAGAACGCCCGGGCGGAUGACAUCAGCAGCGGAUACCUGACAGAUGGGGGCCUCAAUCUGUACUCUCGAAAUGUGGGCCGGGCCCCCGACCUGGCCGCCGCCUCGCGUGACAUCAUCAUUCAGAGGGGGGUGAAGGAGCUGCAGGGUGAACUGGACAGUUGUGAUGACAGUAGCUCUGUGAGCAGUGGGCUCAGUGACACACUGGACAACAUCAGCACGGAUGACCUGAACACACCUUCCUACUCCAGGACCUCAGCCUCACACCGCAAGAAUAAGGAAUCCAAGACGGAUGCUCAUAAGCACUCAGGCCAUGACAGUGGUAGCUGGGGUAGAUCAGAGAAAGUAGAGGACGGUCUGGAUGCUAACAUGGACCCCGGCCACAGGAAACCUUCCUCCUCCUCCUCUUCCUCCCCUGCGCACUAUGAGGACCCCGACAGGACGGGGCGCACCACGGGCCUCCCCGUGUCCCAAACGGGCUCCUGGAGGAGGGACAUGACCGCGCAGGUGGGCAUCACGCCCCCCAGGACCAAAGGCGCCUCCGGAACCAUCAAAACCCCCGGUAAAACGGACGACGCCAAGGCCUCGGAGAAGGGCAAGGCCCCGCCCAAGGCCCCGCCCCUGCAGCGCUCGCCGUCCGACGCGGGGGCCAAGAGCAGCGGGGACGAGGGCAAGAAGCCGCCGUCGGGCCUGGGCCGGCCCGCCGCCGGGUCCUUCGGCUUCAAGAAGGCGGGAGGCCCGGGCUCGCUGAUGACGGCCAGCGGCUCGGCCACCCUGGGCAAGAUGCCCAAGGGCGCGGCGACGGGGGGGGCGGGCGCGGGGGGGCGCAAGACCAGCCUGGACGGCGCCCAGGCGCAGGACGACGGCGCCAGGGCCCCCCUGCAGUACCGCUCCCUGCCCCGCCCCGCCAAGUCCUCCAGCAGCGCCGUGACGGGCCGGGGAGGGGGGGCCGCCGGCGGCAGCGGCAAGCCGCUGAAGCGCCGCGACGCGGGCAAGGUGGGCUCCGGACGCUCCAGCCCCGUCGCCCUCAACCAGACCGACAAGGAGAAGGUGGGCGUGGCCGAGCCGGAGGCCUGCCUCUCCACCUCGCCCAAGGCCAGCCCCACCUCCUCCGGCCAAUCGGGGCUCAGGCAGCCCGGCUCCAAGUACCCCGACAUCGCCUCCCCCACCUUCCGCAGGCUGUUCGGCAGCAAAGCCAGCAGCAAGGCCAGCUCCCCCAGCACGCCGGAUUCGGCCAAGUGCCCGUCGGCGCUGGGCAGCCCCCACGGCACCCUGGCGCGGCAGGUGAGCCUGGAGUCGCCCUCCUCCGGGACGGGCAGCCUGGGCAGCGGCGGCGGGGGGCAGAGCGGGGGCAGCAGCCCCCUCUACGGCAGGACGCCCGAGCUGGGCACGGGCGACGCCUCCAUGGCCUCCCUGGCCUCCAGCCCCGCCUCCUGCCUGUCGCUGCCCUCGGCGGGCAGCCGGGCGUGGCCCGCCAGCCUGAGCGGCUCGUCGGCCGGGAGCAAGGACACGCUGAGCUGCCAGAGCAUGACCAGCCUGCACACCAGCACCGAGUCCAUCGACCUGCCCCUCAGCAAGGUCAGCAGGGCCGGGAGCGUCAAGUCCACGCUGUCCGAGGGCAUGCCUCUUGACAGAAACACACUCCCCAAAAAGGGAUUAAGGUACCCCCCCUCGUCCCGCCAGAUGUCCCACGAGGAGGGGAAGGAGUGGCUGCGCUCCCACUCCACGGGGGGGCUGCAGGACACCGGGAGCCAGUCUCUCCUAUCGCCAUCCGGGACGUCCUGCACCGUCAUCGGCAAAUACCACUUCUCCAACCUGCUGAGCCCCACCAGCCUGUCCCAGUACAGCCUCCCGGCCCCCAGCAUGAGCCGGUCCAACAGCAUCCCGGCACAGGACUCUGCCCUGGACCUGUACGGGGAGGCCCGCCUGCUGGGGGGCAGCGCCACCUCCCUGGAGGACCGGCCCCGGGGCAUCAGCCGCUCCGGAUCCUUCCGGGACAGCAUGGAGGAGGUCCAUGGAUCCUCGCUGUCAUUGGUUUCCAGCACGUCCUCUCUCUACUCUGCGACGGAAGAGAGGGCCUAUUCUGAGGGCCAAACAGUCCAAAAUCCCACGCAAAUCCGCAAGCUGCGGCGGGAGCUGGACGCCUCGCAGGAGAAGGUGGCCACCCUGACGUCCCAGCUGUCCGCCAACUCUCACCUGGUGGCGGCCUUCGAGAAGAGCCUGUCGAACAUGACCGGCCGCCUGCAGAGCCUCACCAUGACCGCCGAGCAGAAGGAGUCUGAGCUGGCUGAGCUGAGGGAGACCAUCGAGGGUCUGAAGACCCAGAACACCGACGCCCAGACCGCCAUUCAAGUGGCCCUCAACGGCCCCGACCACGUGCACAGAGAUCUGAGGAUCAGGAGACAGCACUCCUCUGACAGCAUGUCCAGCAUCAACAGCGGCACCAGCCACUCCAGCAUCGGCAGUGCCGCCGACGCCGACGCCAAGAAGAAGAAGAAGAAGAGCUGGGUGGCCGACUCCAUCCCUGCCCAGCUGCGGAGCUCCUUCAAGCAGGCCUUCAGCAAGAAGAAGGCCAGCAAGCCGGCGUCCCCGCACUCGGACAUCGAGGAGCAGGCGGACUCCUCCCUGCCCUCCUCCCCGAAGCUGCAGCACGCAGCCAGCCAGGGCAGCGUCACCUCCCUCAGACCCUCCCCCUCCAGCAUCGAGCUGUGUGAGUGCACGGAGGCCGAGGCGGAGAUCAUCCUGCAGCUGAAGAACGAGCUGCGGGAGAAGGAGCUGAAGCUGACGGACAUCCGGCUGGAGGCCCUAAGCUCCGCCCACCACCUGGACCAGAUCCGGGAGGCCAUGAACCGCAUGCAGAAUGAGAUCGAGCUGCUGAAGGCGGAGAACGACCAGCUCAAAUCCACGGGGAGCAGCACCCCCCCACCGCCCGCCCUCGCCAAGAACGCCCGCCCCCCCUCGGAGGCCUCCAGCACCUCCUCCUCCUCCUCGCGCCAGUCCCUGGGCCUAUCGCUCAGCAACCUCAACAUCACCGACACCAUCAUGUCCGCGGACAUCCUCCUGAACGACGGUUACCAGGGCAACCUGCGCAAGGAGGGGCGGAGCGUCAGGAUCGUGGUGUCGAACGCGGACGGCUCGGAUAAGACCAAGGGUACGAAGUGCCAGCAGUACCUGAUUGGCUCCAUCGGCGUCAGUGGAAAGACCAAGUGGGACGUGCUGGACGGUGUCAUUCGCCGCUUGUUCAAGGAGUACGUGUUCCGGGUGGACCCGCUCACCAGCCUGGGGCUGAGCUCGGACAGCAUCGUCAGCUACAGGAUCGGGGACGUGGUGCGAGGCCACGCCUCCCAGGCGCCCGAGCUGCUGCCCUGCGGGUACCUGGUGGGGGACAACAACGUCAUCACCAUCAGCCUCAAAGGUGUGAAGGAGAGCAGCAUCGACUCGCUGGCGUUCGACACGCUCAUCCCCAAGCCCGUGGUGCAGCGCUACCUCAACCUGCUGACCGAGCACCGCCGCAUCAUCCUGUCGGGCCCCAGCGGCACCGGCAAGACCUUCCUGGCCGGCAAGCUGGCCGAGCACCUCAUCGCCAAGUCCGGGAGCUACCGCAGGGAGGGCGCGGUUGCCAGCUUCAACGUGGACCACAAGUCCAGCAAGGACCUGCGGCAGUAUCUGUCCAGCCUGGCAGAGCAGUGCAACUCAGAGGAGACCGACGCAGAGCUCCCUCUGGUGGUCAUCCUGGACAAUCUCCACAAUAUCGGAGCUCUCAGCGACAUCUUUAAUGGGUUUCUCAACUGCAAAUACCACAAAUGUCCAUAUGUCAUCGGAACCAUGAACCAAGGGGUGUCAUCCUCGCCCAACCUGGAGCUCCACCACAACUUCAGGUGGGUGCUGUGCGCCAACCACACGGAGCCGGUGAAAGGGUUUCUGGGACGCUUCCUGCGCAGGAAGCUGAUCGAGACGGAGAUCGACAGGAACAUGUACAGCAACGUGCUCAUCAAGAUCAUCGACUGGAUCCCCAAGACCUGGCAGCACCUCAACGGCUUCCUGGAGGCCCACAGCUCCUCCGACGUCACCAUCGGUCCCAGGCUGUUCCUGUCCUGCCCCAUGGACGUGGACGGCUCCCGCGUUUGGUUCACCGACCUGUGGAACUACUCCCUGGUGCCCUACCUGCUGGAGGCUGUGAGGGAGGGGCUGCAGCUGUACGGGAAGAGGGCCGUGUGGGAGGACCCCUCCAAGUGGGUGACCGACAGCUACCCGUGGAGCAGCGGCGUGGCGCAGCGCGACUGGCAGGCCCUGCUGCGCCUGCGGCCGGAGGACGUGGGGUACGACGGGUGCAGCGCCGCCGCGGAGGGGGCCGCCUCCGCCCAGACCCCCCCGGGCCACGCCGAGGGGGACCCACUGAUGGACAUGCUGAUGCGGCUACAGGAAGCCGCCAACUACUCCAGCGCCCAGAGCUGCGACAGCGAUAGCGCCAGUAACCACGACAACCUGCUGGACUCCUCCCUGGAGUCCACGCUCUAGAGAGAGGGAGGAGGGAAGGGCUGAGGGGCGGGGUUUCAGAGACACCUCACAGGGGGAAGCCCGUCCCCCCCCCCAGGAAGCCCUUUCCGGAAUGCGCUACCCCCACCCCCACCCCCACCCCACUAGGAACGUCGGCCGGUCCACACGUUUGACAGGACGCUGGGCGCUUCCUGUUCAGAGGAAGAAAAAGGGGGUGUAGGGGUGGGUGGGGGGGAGAAGAACGUUACUUAGAGCUGAAUUUUUGGGGGAGUCGGUCUGACUCCACACACAGAGGUAAACUGGAGCUAGCGCCCCCCUCUGGUCGGGUACCAGAAAGCCGGGCUGCACGCACGGUGAAAAAAAA
Molecule: messenger RNA, 7518 nt
Organism: Anguilla anguilla (European eel)
Lineage: Eukaryota; Metazoa; Chordata; Actinopteri; Anguilliformes; Anguillidae
Product: neuron navigator 3-like
Exons: 39
Coding region: 651-7175 (2174 amino acids)
Biological process (GO): neurogenesis; nervous system development
Molecular function (GO): protein binding; ATP hydrolysis activity; ATP binding
Source: RefSeq, a predicted model, not a curated record